CAACAUGCACUGCUCUAAUAAAAUCAGAGAGGAUAAUAUAGCUAGGUGAUGGAGCCCUCAGAUCCAAUAUGUAUGUCUUAUUGCCUCCCUUCUUCACGUGAUGAUCCUACUGACUCCAAACUUUUGCCUGCCAUGAACCGGGCGAGUCAUCAGCUUCAGCCCCUACCUCUACUGAGCAGCUUCCUUGGUUCAACUCCAUUUAGCUCAAAACCUAACCCUACGACUCGUGAUGAUGCUGGAGAGGAGGACGUUACGGUAGCCCUACACAUAGGACUCCCCCAUAAUUCCGGUACUGAUUCUGCAGGUCCAAACGGAGCUAUCAGUGAAGUCCAAGUACCUGGCAAUUACUGGAUACCAACCCAAGAACAAAUCCUCAUCGGAUUCAGUCAUUUCUCUUGUCCCGUCUGCCUCAAAACCUUCAACCGCUACAACAAUCUCCAGAUGCAUAUGUGGGGACAUGGAUCACAGUACCGAAGAGGACCAGAGUCGCUGAAAAGAACACAUCCGAGGCCGUUGUUGGACAUCCCAUGCUAUUGCUGCGCGAGAGGAUGCAGGAACAACAUAGAGCACCCGAGGGCAAAGCCUCUGAAGGACUUUAGGACGCUGCAGACGCAUUACAAGAGGAAGCACGGAAGCAAGCCCUCUAUGUGUCGCAGGUGUGGCAAGACAUUGGCGGUGAAGGGCGACUGGAGAACUCACGAGAAAAAUUGUGGCAAGCGAUGGCUUUGUGUCUGUGGCUCUGACUUUAAACACAAGAGGUCGCUUAAGGACCAUAUCAAAGCCUUUGGCUCUGCUCAUUACCCUCUCUCUUCUUCCUCCGAUGCCAUCUGA
Messenger RNA from Neltuma alba, 831 nucleotides. Its product is annotated as protein TRANSPARENT TESTA 1-like. Gene Ontology annotation, cellular component: nucleus. The record is from RefSeq and is a predicted model, not a curated record. Gene Ontology annotation, molecular function: DNA-binding transcription factor activity. NCBI's taxonomy places the organism in Eukaryota, Viridiplantae, Streptophyta, Magnoliopsida, Fabales, Fabaceae. The coding region runs from base 49 to 831 and encodes 260 amino acids. The transcript has 2 exons. Gene Ontology annotation, biological process: regulation of gene expression; anatomical structure development.